CGUGGCCCUUCGAGCCAGCUCCGCCCAGUUGUUCCUGCUUGAGUAGGGCAGAGAGCGCCGCCCAGCAGCCAGUAGGUUCCCGCGCGUGCCGAGACUCUGAGGCCUUGCACCCCCACGACCUCGCAGGAUGGCCGUCAAGAAGAUCGCGAUCUUCGGCGCCACUGGCCAGACCGGGCUCACCACCCUGGCGCAGGCGGUGCAAGCAGGCAUGAGCCGGGGCGGGCGGGGCGUGUCACGGGACAGACGGGCCUUGGUGACGCUGAAGAUAUUGACUAUCUGCGUGCCCCAAAAGGGUCCCACUACAGUGAUGUCUGAGGGCGCCCGGAACAUUGUGGCAGCCAUGAAGGCUCAUGGUGUGGACAAGGUCGUGGCCUGCACCUCGGCUUUCCUGCUCUGGGACCCCACCAAGGUGCCCCCACGACUGCAGGCCGUGACCGAUGACCACAUCCGGAUGCACAAGGUGCUGCAGGAAUCGGGCCUGAAGUACGUGGCUGUGAUGCCGCCACACAUAGGAGACCAGCCGCUAACUGGGGCGUACACAGUAACCCUGGAUGGACGAGGGCCCUCGAGGGUCAUCUCCAAACAUGACCUGGGCCACUUCAUGCUGCACUGCCUCACCACUGAUGAGUACGACGGCCACAGCACCUACCCCUCCCACCAGUACCAGUAGCACUCUGUCCCCAUCUGGGAGGGUGGCGUUCUGGGACAUGAGGAACAGAGGAAAGGGACAAUAAAUGUUGAGCAAAGAGCUUCAAAUUAUUCUAGAGAAA
Molecule: messenger RNA, 770 nt
Organism: Mandrillus leucophaeus (drill)
Lineage: Eukaryota; Metazoa; Chordata; Mammalia; Primates; Cercopithecidae
Gene: BLVRB
Product: biliverdin reductase B
Exons: 5
Coding region: 128-670 (180 amino acids)
Source: RefSeq, a predicted model, not a curated record